GGAGUGGGUGACAGAGGAGAGCAGAGAGGGCAGAUCUAGGGCAGAUCUAGGGCAGGGGGAGAUAGGGAGAGGGCAGACAGAGCAUCCCAGAGGGUGCCCCAAGAGCAGGGCGGCAGGGGCGGGGAGCCGAGGGGGCGGGCCGGCCAUGUCCCACGGGACCUACUACGAGUGUGAGCCCCGGGCUGGCCAGCAGCCACUCGAGUUCUCAGGGGGCCGAGCGGGGCCCGGGGAGCUGGGGGACAUGUGUGAGCAUGAGGCCUCCAUCGACCUCUCCGCCUACAUCGAGUCUGGGGAGGAGCAGCUCCUCUCCGACCUCUUCGCUGUGAAGCCAGCUCCUGAGGCCCGAGGCCUUAAGGGACCCGGGACCCCCGCCUUCCCCCACUACCUGCCGCCUGACCCUCGGCCCUUCGCCUACCCCCCACACACCUUCGGCCCUGACAGGAAGGCCUUGGGGCCUGGCAUCUACAGCAGCCCAGGGAGCUACGACCCCAGGGCUGUGGCCGUGAAGGAGGAGCCCCGGGGGCCAGAGGGCGGCCGAGGGGCCAGCCGCGGCGGCUAUAAUCCUCUGCAGUACCAAGUAGCACACUGCGGGCAGACGGCCAUGCACCUGCCCCCGGCCCUGGCGGCACCCAGCCAGCCCCUGCGCGUCCUCAAGGCCCCUGUGGCCGCCGCCGCACCCCCCUGCAGCCCCCUCCUCAAGGCGCCAUCCCCAGCUGGCCCCUCACACAAAGGCAAGAAGGCGGUGAACAAGGACAGCCUGGAGUACCGGCUGCGGCGGGAGCGGAACAACAUCGCCGUGCGCAAGAGCCGGGACAAGGCCAAGAGGCGCAUCCUGGAGACGCAGCAGAAGGUGCUCGAGUACAUGGCAGAGAACGAGCGCCUCCGCAGUCGUGUGGAGCAGCUGACCCAGGAGCUGGACACCCUUCGAAACCUCUUCCGCCAGAUCCCCGAAGCCGCCAACCUCAUCAAGGGCGUGGGGGCCUGCAGCUGAGCCCUGCUGGCAGACUGUGGCACCAGCCCCCCACCCCACCCCGGCCCAGCCUGACCCUGGGGAUCCCUACCCUGCUGGGGCCCUAGAGCCGCUCACAGGCCAAGCCUGAGACAGAGACCACGGACAAAUGGCAGCGGGCGGCGAGGGAGGAGGGCGGACCCCAGCAUAAUG
This is a messenger RNA of Zalophus californianus (California sea lion), 1162 nucleotides long. RefSeq names its product CCAAT enhancer binding protein epsilon (gene CEBPE). The record is from RefSeq and is a predicted model, not a curated record. Gene Ontology annotation, molecular function: RNA polymerase II cis-regulatory region sequence-specific DNA binding; DNA-binding transcription factor activity, RNA polymerase II-specific. Bases 146 to 991 code for a protein of 281 amino acids. Lineage: Eukaryota; Metazoa; Chordata; Mammalia; Carnivora; Otariidae. Gene Ontology annotation, biological process: regulation of transcription by RNA polymerase II; myeloid cell differentiation; DNA-templated transcription. The transcript has 2 exons.